Molecule: messenger RNA, 745 nt
Organism: Funneliformis caledonium
Lineage: Eukaryota; Fungi; Glomeromycota; Glomeromycetes; Glomerales; Glomeraceae
Source: the annotation of a GenBank genome assembly
AUGAAUUCGAUAUAUGUUGUAUUAUGGAUUUUAAUUAUUCAAGUAAACUGUCAAAAUAAAACUUUGCCCUUGCAAAGAAAACAUCAUACAGCGACAUUUAUCAAUAAUAAACUAUACAUUUUAGGUGGAAAUGUGAUCUUUGCAGAAGAAGAUAAGAAAUUUGUUGGUAAAGGGUUUUUUAGUCUGGAUUUCUCUACUAAAUUCAAAACAACUCAAGAGUUAUCAUGGAAUGACAUGACAAACGAUAAUAUUGUUCCGGCACAUUCCGGAGCCACCACCGUGAAAGGUGUUGAUGAUAAGACAUUAAUUUUAUAUGGGGGAAGUCAUUUCAAGAGUGAACGGAUGUCCUUGAUUUAUAAUUAUGAUACGAUAGAUAAUAGAUGGAAUGAACUUAAUGAAAGUUAUCCGCAUAGGUCGGGAAUAACUGCAAUUAAUUGUGAUAGCAUAAUGUACUUAUUUGGUGGAUUUUCGAAAAAGGAAAGAACUGUCAAUGAAAUGCUCUAUUUAAAUUUACAAACAUUACAAUGGGGGAUUGCAAGCUCAAUAAAUGGGCCUGAUCCAAGAAUGGAUUAUGGAGCAGUUCUUUUACUUGAUAAAAAUAUUAUGUAUCUAGGCGGUAGACGAGGUCCGAAAUCUUCAUCGUUGAGUCAGGUCUUCUUAUAUAAUACUACUAGUGAUAAAUGGAUUUCAAGGGGAACUAGUGGGUCAAUACCUUCUAACAGGUAUGGCUUUUCUGCUGUGCUUG